Heterobilharzia americana is the source of this 330-nucleotide messenger RNA. Lineage: Eukaryota; Metazoa; Platyhelminthes; Trematoda; Strigeidida; Schistosomatidae. The record is from the annotation of a GenBank genome assembly.
AUGAAGGUUCAAAAUGGUCAAACUCUAUCGAAUUAUUGGCAACCAUCAUUAUAUGAACAGCAUUUAGAGUCCACCAAUACAACAACGACAACAGAGGGAACAGUUAUAAAAUCAGGUAAUGCAAAUUUUGACAAUUUGGUAUUAUGCACAAACUGGAAUAACAAUUGUAAUGCACCAACUAAUUCAAACAUCUUCAAUUUACCAAAUAACCAACUACUGAAUACCGAUUUCAAAAGUAGUAUGACACGAUUAUUAUCAACAUCCUCCAAUGGUCCUGCUGUAAUGGAACAAAAUCCAGUUUCAGGAGAAAAGGAAUUCAAAACCAAUUGA